Molecule: messenger RNA, 7002 nt
Organism: Rana temporaria (common frog)
Lineage: Eukaryota; Metazoa; Chordata; Amphibia; Anura; Ranidae
Product: collagen alpha-1(I) chain-like
Exons: 68
Coding region: 307-5769 (1820 amino acids)
Molecular function (GO): extracellular matrix structural constituent
Source: RefSeq, a predicted model, not a curated record
GCUCUUUGCUGAGUUUGGGGGUCUCAGAGAAGGAUGAAGCAGUGUGCCUGCUGCUGACUCCCCCACAGCUCCAUCUUCUGACUUUGCUCUCAGAGGGUCUGUAAAGCAGCUAAAGAACUUUUGUGGGGGAUGCAGCUUUUGCUGAAUGAUCAGAAGCAGGAGAAUUGUUUUCCUUUUGUGUGGUUGCACUGCAAGAAGUUUGCAACUGGACUUCAAACACUCAACCCCCAAAUAGUUUAGGCAAGUUGUAAAGUUCUCACCUAGACAAUCAUCCAAUUGAUGGAGAGGCUGCAGAAGGUGCUGUGAAUGGGUUGGCCAAUACAAGAAGAAGACUCUGAUCCUGCACAGACUGGAUGCAUUGUCACCCAAAACAUGAGGACCCAGCAACGUUCUACCUCCUGGCUACACUGCCACCUGGGGGCGCUGUUCUUUGCCCUGGUGCUGGGCACUGCCGGAGCAAUGGAGGCUGAAGACACCUGGGAGGCAGGUUCUGGGCACUUGGCAGAUGAGAUUAACGUUCUGGAACACCUCACAUUACAUGCAACUGAGCUUGUUAACAUCUCACUUACUUCAGAAGAUUCCUGUCUCUCUUUGCGUUUGGGGCAAUACUCCACUCUCAGCAUUUCCACCAGGGCAGCAUUUGGCGACAGCUUUGCAGACAGUCUUUCUGUGUUGAUCAAACUGCAAUCUCCUCUUCAGGAAGACACAAGUAUCAUCACCAUCUUGAGUCUACUUGGAGAGAUUCUCUUCCAGAUCCGGAUUAACCCAAAUGCUUUGACUUUCCGCUCCAGUCGCUGGGGACACUAUGAGUUUCCAGUUUCUUCUCUGACCGAUGGAAGAUGGCACCGUCUAGCCCUUGCAAUCUCUGCCAAAGGUGUUGCACUGUAUGUAGACUGUAAGCAGGUGGAAACGUUACCAUGGUCAAACUUCUUUGGACUUGGAGUCAAGACAGAUGGGAUACUGAUGCUAGGGGGGCUUAUUGAGCCAUAUGAAGUCCCCUUUAAGGGAUCUUUGCAACAGCUGGUCUUUGUGAUGGGGGAUCCCGGAGCGGCCAAAGACUACUGCCACAAUUACAAUCAGUCCUGCCUGAGCAGUUUCUCUGCCGAACAGUUCCUCAACCUCUCUCAGACUGAGCGUGGGCAGCGCCCAACUGCAAAUUCCAGGUUUGCAGCUGGAGAGACCCCGGCCAUGGGACAGAGACAGAGAAACGAGAGUGCUCAGUCAUCUGUGCGAGAGGGUCUACAGACUAACACAACAUGGAGGGAGUCGGAGGGACAUGGGGUGGUCACUGAACAGACCCUGGAUCCCAGUCUUCACAAAUACCUCAAUGAAUUUGACUUAAGUACUUUGAAGGAAGAAAACUUUCUACCAGUGCCAGGCCAAGCAUCUCACCCUGUACCAAGUGGGAAACCUACAAAGAAGGAAGAUCAAUACAAAAAACUGGACCCCACUGAGGAGAACAUCACAACAGACAAAAAGGUGAAAACUCCUGCGACAACAGAACAACUGACCACUGACAAAUACACAGGAGAAAUAAUAGACUUAACCAAAAAUGUCACCAAACCCAGCCUAUUGCCAACACCAAGUACUAACGUGUCUUCCACCCCAGUGUCAACAAUUACGACCGUACUAGCACAGGAGAACCAAACUGACGCAAUGUUAAAACCUACCUCAUCCAAAGAAAGCUACCCAGUGGGGGGAUCGGGAGAUGCCGAACGCGUUACAGUUGACAACAAACCGAUAAGUACAAAACCAAAGAAGACACCAGUCCGAGGGUAUCCAGGACCUCGUGGCCGCCCUGGUUGCCGAGGUCGGCCUGGACUUCCUGGUCCCAAAGGAGACAAGGGUGAUCCAGGGCCAUUAGGCCGAACGGGGAUGACCGGCAAUCCAGGACCCCGUGGACCUCCUGGGUUGCCUACAGUAAUGAUUUGGAGCAAUUCUCCAGAGGACUGGGCAGCAUUCUAUCAAACAUCAUUCUAUCAGCUGUUGCACGCAGGCUGGCCUAGAAGUCGAGGACCACCAGGUCUACCUGGUAUCCAUGGAAGACCUGGAACACCGGGAAUGACUGGACCUCCAGGGUGGCUUGGUAUAAAAGGACAAUGUGGGCCCAUGGGGCUUUCAGGAUUACCAGGAGUUCAAGGAGUAGCUGGCAUUCCCGGCAAGGAUGGUACUCUGGGAUUAGACGGUAAAGUGGGAUCGCCUGGAAUACCAGGAGCAAAGGGGCCGCAAGGCUUUAAAGGUGAUCAAGGUCCCUCUGGUGAAAAGGGAGAUGAAGGUUUCUUCGGAGCUCCUGGGUUUGUCGGAGAAAAGGGUAUCGACGGAAUAAAGGGAGAGAAGGGAGUGCCUGGUCUUCCAGGACUUUCAGGAGUGCAGGGGCCAAUGGGGAUGAAAGGAGCUCAGGGAUUUCAAGGGAUUCCAGGGCCAAUUGGUGAAACAGGUGUUCCAGGGCCACGAGGCCCCCCUGGUCCAGAGGGUGAACAGGGAGAGCCAGGAUUACCAGGAACCCAAGGGGUGAAUGGGUCACAGGGAGAUCAAGGCCCUGCUGGUGUGCCUGGCCAUCGUGGCCCCAGGGGCCCGCCAGGAACAGAAGGACUGUGUGGCCCCCCUGGGCCUAGAGGACCACAGGGCGUGAUGGGAGCCGAUGGCCCUCUUGGUUCGAAAGGAGAAACAGGGGAAUCUGGUCCCAUAGGUAUACGAGGAGAAAGAGGUCCAGAAGGUCCCAUGGGAUUAAUUGGAUGGUCCGGUGUAAAUGGACAGCCAGGAGACAGGGGUCGGACUGCUGCCGAUGGAGAAAAAGGAGAUCCAGGGGCUAAAGGAGAAAAGGGAGAACCUGGGCAUUCUGGUACAAAAGGUCCACCUGGCAUUCAAGGACAGUCUGGUUUUGUAGGCUUUUCUGGACCCAAAGGACUUUUAGGCCUUCCUGGAACUAUGGGUGAUGAGGGGCAGAUUGGACUCCCUGGUGCUAAUGGUGGAGAUGGACCAAAGGGUAACCGUGGCCAUGAUGGGUUGAAAGGAUUACCUGGACCUCGAGGGAACCGGGGACGAAUGGGACAAAGGGGUCUCGUGGGGAUACCAGGACCACCGGGUCUACGCGGUUUUCCAGGACCAGAGGGUUCAGAAGGACUGCCUGGUACACAGGGGUCAAUGGGCGCAUCAGGUGUUCCUGGUAGCAGGGGAAUGGCUGGUCCAGCUGGUUCUCGCGGUGAGAUUGGCAGAAAUGGACCACCUGGGCCACCCGGUCCUGCAGGCCGACCAGGAUUGGACGGGGAGCCAGGACCUCAGGGAGAAAGAGGCUUUACUGGAAAACAAGGGCCUGAAGGACAGCAGGGGCCUGUGGGCAUGUAUGGGUUGGCAGGUCCAUCAGGUCAAAGAGGUCGAACCGGGCAUCCUGGGGAGAAGGGAGAGAUUGGACCACCCGGAAUUCCAGGACCACCAGGCAAAUCUGGUCCAAAGGGGCCUCCAGGUCCUCCCGGGGAAAGGGGACCCAAUGGGCCACAGGGUCGUAUGGGUGAGAUGGGUGACAAAGGCUUGCCUGGAUUACCAGGCCCAUCUGGUAAUCCAGGAAGUGAUGGGGAACUGGGAAAAACUGGGACCACAGGAGAAACAGGUCCACCAGGAGCCCAGGGAGAAACUGGUCCUUUAGGUUACCCAGGUCGAGAAGGGCCACCAGGACCAGAAGGAUCUUCUGGAGAGGAAGGUGAGAAGGGUGCCAUUGGGCCAAUUGGAGAUCAAGGAGUCAGUGGACUGGAUGGGGAACAGGGUGAACCAGGCUCAGUUGGCACUGAGGGUCUCAUUGGGAAGAAAGGAGAGCAGGGAGAUGUUGGUGUUUCUGGAAACCUUGGUCCCCCUGGGCCUUUUGGUGAUCCUGGGGAAUUAGGAUUACAAGGAUUGCCAGGCCCUCCAGGAGAGCCAGGGAAAGAGGGCGACACUGGGGACAUUGGAGAUAUUGGAGACCCUGGACCUUUAGGAAGAAAGGGAGAAAUUGGACCACCAGGAAGUACUGGAAAUCCUGGGCCCAGUGGCAUUCUAGGAGAGCAUGGAAUAAGAGGCCCGAAAGGAGAGAGAGGUUAUGUAGGGCUCCUGGGUCCACCAGGACUAAUGGGAAUUCUCGGACCUAUUGGGCCACCAGGAGACAUGGCAGCAGUAGGGGAUCCAGGUCCUUCUGGUCAAGAUGGGCGUCCAGGAAUGAAGGGUGAUGUAGGCACCAGUGGUGUGACGGGAUAUCCCGGUCCCAAAGGAGGCUUGGGUCCUCCUGGUGUGAGAGGAGAAAAGGGUGAGCAAGGCCAUCAUGGAGCCCCGGGUCCACCAGGUCAAACUGGGAGUAAAGGUUCUCAAGGUCCUCUGGGGCUCCCUGGCCCAGAAGGACAAAAGGGGGAAACAGGAAGUGAAGGCCUAAAUGGAAUCCAGGGACCCUCUGGGGUCACUGGUGAGACUGGAGCAGUGGGAAUACCUGGAAGAGAAGGGGAACCUGGUGAGAAGGGACAACCUGGAAAACAAGGGGUAUCAGGACAAGUGGGGCCUAUGGGAAAUCUAGGUAUGGAAGGGAAACCAGGACAGAAAGGAGUAAAGGGUGAGAAAGGCAAAGAUGGCCGACCCGGCUCUCCUGGCAGUACGGGCAGGAAGGGCAAAAGAGGAAAAGCAGGAUCCAGACCACCACGUGGAUCUCAUGGACCCAAGGGGGGCAAAGGAAGACAGGGUACAGAUGGACCUCCAGGACCAAUAGGACCCUAUGGUAUUCCAGGACUCAGGGGACAAAAAGGGGAGCCAGGUCCAAAAGGACUGAAGGGUAAUUUGGGCUUGGAUGGACCGUUUGGGCCAAAAGGAGAAGAAGGCCAGAAGGGAAAACAAGGUCUUCCCGGGCACAGUGGACCUCCAGGAGAGAAAGGUGACGAGGGAGUUAUUGGGCCUCCAGGACCCCAGGGACUUCCUGGGCCACAAGGUCUUGUAGGUCCUGAAGGCACUGAGGGUCCAAAAGGAUUCCAAGGACCUGAAGGAGCUCCAGGCCCACCUGGACCACCAGGACCCCCAGGAGAACCUGGUCCCCCAGGGCCAUCGCUGAGUUUAACUGCACAGAGUAUAAGGCGGUUGUUCCCCCAUUCGGCAUUAUGGAAGGACAUUGCUUCAUGGGAUCUUAUUCACCAUUUGGAAGAAGACUUGAAGCUCUUGGCUGCCCCACCUAAUGGAACUAAGGAAAAUCCAGCAAGCACAUGUAAAGAACUGCAGCUUGUCCAUCCCGAACUGGCAGAUGGUUAUUAUUACAUUGACCCUAACCAUGGCAGUCCUCAGGAUUCUUUUUUGGUAUUCUGCAACUUUACUGCUGGUGGUGAGACUUGUGUGCCACCUCUGGAAAAUCAGAUAAUGGCAAAGGCCUGGCUUCGGACCUACUCAUUGCAAGAAGGAUUCCAGUGGUUCAGCAUGCUUCCUGGGGGCUUUCCGUUCUUGUACAGUGACAACAGUGUGGUCCAGCUGCGGUUUCUCAGACUUCAGAGCCUGCGUGUAUACCAAGUACUGCGAUAUGUGUGCCUUGCUCAGCUGGUACACUCUACAAGGGACAAGGAUGUGAAGUUUUUGACAGAUAGACGUGAUCAGAGCUUCCUGGUAACACUCCAAGGAUGUGAGGCCAGUGAAUCAUUCAACAGGACAGAAACUCUCCUUCAUUUUGCUCCCUUGGACCUCUCCUUACUACCUGUCCGUGACUUGGCUGUGUAUCAUGAUGGGGACAUGGACCAUCAGUAUGGCUUCUUCAUAGGUCCUGUGUGCUUUAGCUGAGAGAUAUUUUUUCCUCUGGAACACUGGUGACAACUCAACCCUAGGUGGAGGAUGGACGCCCUGUGAUAUUUAUACAGGAAAGUGAUAUUUGGAUCUAUACCCCCCUCUCUCAGGAAGGGAGACCCUAGAUAUUGUUUACAAUUAAACUUGGUGCUUUUUCUAAAUCUCCUGGUGAGAACCACACACACCUCAAGUCUUCCACCCCAAGGAACGAGUGAUGUUCUGCGGAGGGAUGACUGACCUCGAAUGCACUUAUUUUUCAAUGUCAUUUGGUGCUCAGUGAAACAUUGCACAAAUUGUUCCACCCAGGCACUUUCCAGUAAAGAAAGACAUGCAUGGAAAUAAAAUGCCCCCACAAUGGAGUGGGUCCAUCCAGUUCUCUUACAUUUCCAACACUCUGGUUUGAAGAUCGACAUGGGAAACACUUGAUCAUGUGGCAGGAGUGUUUUGUGGAGGUCAUUUGUAGGCUCUAUAUAAAAGGAAAUUGGUUUAUAUAGAUAUUUUAUAUAGAUGUUUUCAAAUAAUUCACAGGUGAAUUUUAAUACAAUCACAAACUUCCAAGUCUGUAAACAGUUUUCUUGAAGUUUGACCAAUGAACCAUGUUGAUAUUAUGAAAGAAUGUUAUAUUGAAGAUAAAAUUCCCAAUUUUGGACAGCAACAUCUUCCUGGCUUUUAGCCAAGAGCCGUGGCCUAACUUCCCUCCCAUUGGGGCAUCUCUACUGCCUGUGACAGCAGCCAUUGUUAACUUGUGAGCUCAUGGUGUCUGAUUGGAUGCCACAGUGAUAGCUUUAGGCAAGGAAAGUGAUUGGGCAUAUACCAUAGUGUAGAAGCAUGGUCACAAUAGACACCAUAAUUUGGGAAGAUCAUAACACCAAGCUUCAAGCAUUCUGCUAGACAUAUACAUUCUUUUUAAACAGGUGUAUCAUGCGGCCCAGGAUGGCUAUGAAUGUGGCCCAACACAAAAUCGGAAUCUUACUUAAAAACGUUCUUCCAAUGUGGCCCUGGAAAGUAAAAAGGCUGGACACCUCUGCUUUACAAUGUUUAACAUGCUUAAUUUUUUUCAGACUUUAUUAAAAUGUAUUUAUGAUUGUUUCUCUUUUAAAGUUCAGUUCCAUCAGUGAAAUGCAUAGUGUAUCUGGGAAACACUGCAGCUCUGCUUAUGCCAGACUCAGUUUUACUUUUAUAUGUGUUUGCCUAAAAAUCCAAUACAGACAAAAUUUAGUUCUGGAUGUG